Suillus fuscotomentosus is the source of this 1990-nucleotide messenger RNA. RefSeq lists its product as uncharacterized. The transcript is spliced from 7 exons. NCBI's taxonomy places the organism in Eukaryota, Fungi, Basidiomycota, Agaricomycetes, Boletales, Suillaceae. The coding region runs from base 372 to 1736 and encodes 454 amino acids. The record is from RefSeq and is a predicted model, not a curated record.
GCUAUUUAUAGCUAAACAGUAGGCGCCAUAAUGAACUCCACUUCGAAUAACUACUGUAUAGCUAGGUAGGGCUGAUACUAAUAAGACACAUAACUACAUAGUUUAUCCAAGGCACGGCAGUCUUCCCAGACUGCAUGACACACAACCGCGGCCGCGGCCAGUAGGCUAUGCUCUGGAGUCUGAGUGACGAGUCACGAUGGUUGUCGUUGUCAGCAUGAAAUACUAUGUCACCGGUGGGGGAAGACCUACCCUGAAGCCUGAGGUAUGGCUCGAGUGCAAUAUUUGCCGCCCAAACGUUUGAAGCGACGAUCACAUCCUAUCACUGCGAUCUUCUUCCCUUCAAACAGCUUCCUUCAUUAACAGGGUGCACAAUGGAUGUGGAUGGAGUAGGAGGUUUCAGGAUUCACGAGCUGCAACCCCAGUUGUACCCACCCGAUCAUUCUCACAUUGCACAUAGUUGGGCUGCAAAUGGCCAGAUUACACCUGGAACUAUCACCUACACGACGAGCACUAACAGUGCAGAUGGUCAGGUUACAAAGCAUCCUUUCAGGGCGGUGCCUGUAAGCUAUCAGACCUCCCAAGGAAUUGUACAUGGUCUCCAAUGGGUCCCUACCGAUGCUACACAGAUCUUACUAACAGGCACUCAGCUCCCCAAUACAGGACUUGCGGCAGGAUCCUUUGCUCUCGAUCUUUCGGGUAGGGAAGAUGAUGUGGUAUCUAAGAAGUGGUACGAACAGAUCCCCCAUUUCACUUACCCUGGUGGACCUGAUCCCACCGUAUUGGCAGCAUCCUUGUCUUCCGUCCGAGGGCGCUCUCCUUAUAGUGCUCGCGCGCCCUCUCCAAUGUCACACUCACGCCCUGCUUCCCACGUGCCGUCCCCAUACCAAAGUCGUCCGCAGUCGAGAUCACCCUAUCCUUUCCACCACACUCCUUCACCUGAUGUUCGCACUCACCCACGUGCGCCAUACCAGAGUCGUCAGCAGUCGAGAUCACCCUAUUCCUUCCACCGCACUCCUUCACUUCAUAUUAUCCCUCCGCAAAUUGUAUACCCGCAUGGGCAUGCCUUGGAGGAUCAGCCUAUUUUGGAUCCCCAGUUACAAGUACCCUCUCCAUUUCCAAAUGCACCCACCGGGCCAGAGUUUUAUUCAUCUUCACGUAUGCCCAUCAUUGCUUUUCACAGAGAAUCAAUGUCGGACUCUUCUCCUCAUCCAUUCGCCCGUCCACCGGAUGCCACUCAAGCUUACACUCCGUUCAGUAUGAUAAGGAUUCACGGCAUGGAUCAAUUUUCCAACCAGAUUCCAAGCAUGCCAUCGGUGCUCGAUACCCAUGAUGUUUACCACCAGGAUUGGGGCGCAUUUAUGAAUAGUAUUUUUCUUGCGUGGAUGGGAAAACUGCCCCUUCCCAAGUUUGCCGGGGGUUGUUCGCCUUCACGGGACUCGGCUGUUGUAGAUUUGAUCAACCUGUGGAACAAUUCCUUCUUCGGUCCCCGCAGGGUAGAGGUAGUCCUCUACAAGGGCCGUGAGCGAUGGUCAGGCCCGUACGCAGGGACUGUAGACAAUGAGCUCUCAUUUCCUGAAUCGGAAAGGGAUAACGAACGCGAGCGGAAGUACUCGUUAUACUUGACCUAUGUUGUGUCUUAUCUUGGCGAUCAACUCGAGCCGACCGGGUCCCGUGACAGGCUCAGAAGUCACAGUGGCGCACACCGCAACCAUGCAUCUUAUAACUACUAUCACUGAUGGGAUAACAAGCUUGCAAGAAGGUGGGUGUGGGACUGUUGAUAUUUUUUAUUGUUAUUGUGCUACUCCCGUGUAUAGUUGACUAUGUAUUGAUGCCCGCACUUGGACACAUUCACAGACUUAUGCGGCACGUUAUGAUCGGUUCAGUAAUGACUGAUGGUGCUGUUACUCAGACUUUAAUUAUAUCUAGGCUAUCUCAGGCUGCCAAUGAUGUUCCUCCCUUUCCAGCUCUUCGCAGCAUGCUCACAUUACUC